AUGAUUUUUAAUUUAACCGUAACAAAUAUAAUUUGUGUAAUAUUAACACAUGUGAUGAUUGUUUUUACACAAUCAGAUCUCGCUAAAGAAGAAGUAUAUGGACAAUUGAGCGAUCAUACCAUGGUUACUGAUAUGGAACUAUUUCCCUACGUGGUUGCCGUUCUCAAAAUGACAAAUUAUUUAAGUGCUGGUGCUAUGAUCAGUGAAAAUUGGAUUUUAACGGCGGCUGAUGCACUGUAUUUAGUACGAGAAUCCAUUAGAGUACUACGAGUACGUCUUGGCAGCAUGAAUUACAAAAAAGGCGGUAAGCUCUACCCGAUAAAAUAUUUCCGCAUCCAUCCGUAUUUUGACGAUAAAAAGCCGGAAUAUGAUGUAGCUCUUCUAAGAUUAUCAGAAUCUGUUCGAUUGAUGUCUUCUAUACAACCCAUAAGAUUACUCCGAAAACCGAAGGAGGUAACAGUUACACAUUUCAUAGUAACAGCUUGGUCGCCUCAUUAUACGAACCAAUUUUCAAGAAGCAAGACAUUCCACAACUCAAUGGAUAUGAUCAAACGUAGCAGGAUACUGUCUGUACAACAGAUGCAUCCCAUGGACGAUGACGACUGCCACAGUUAUCAAGACAGAUUGGGGAUUAUAGAGACGGGCACGUUAUUGUGCUUGGAUCCUACGCUAGGGUCCGAUCCAUGUAAGAAAGAUGCUGGGGCACCCGUAGUUCUAAAUGGUGUUCUUUGGGGUAUUGUUUCUUCUUGGAGACUUGAAGAUUGCAAAGAAGAUACUGGACCAAGUUUUGCGAACCUUGUCGCCUCACCUAAUAUCAGUUCGUGGAUCAAUGCCGUCAUGCAAGACAUGCACUGGAAACUGGAACAAGUUGAAGAUGAAAGUGCUGAUAAUUUAAUUUAA
This is a messenger RNA of Parnassius mnemosyne (clouded apollo), 900 nucleotides long. The record is from the annotation of a GenBank genome assembly. Lineage: Eukaryota; Metazoa; Arthropoda; Insecta; Lepidoptera; Papilionidae.